This is a messenger RNA of Grammomys surdaster, 1636 nucleotides long. RefSeq names its product GSK3B interacting protein (gene Gskip). NCBI's taxonomy places the organism in Eukaryota, Metazoa, Chordata, Mammalia, Rodentia, Muridae. The transcript is spliced from 3 exons. Gene Ontology annotation, molecular function: kinase regulator activity; protein kinase A binding. The record is from RefSeq and is a predicted model, not a curated record. Gene Ontology annotation, biological process: regulation of canonical Wnt signaling pathway. Bases 65 to 499 code for a protein of 144 amino acids. Gene Ontology annotation, cellular component: cytoplasm.
GCGGGAGUGGUGCCGGCGCCGCAAGUCUGGCUCCAGACGCCUCAGGACGAGGAAGAAGAGGAAUAUGGGAGCUCGCAGAAUGGAGACAGACUACAAUCCCGUGGAGCUGAGCAGCAUGUCUGGGUUUGAAGAAGGCUCCGAGCUCAAUGGGUUUGAAGGAGCGGAUAUGAAGGACAUGCAGCUGGAGGCUGAGGCCGUUGUAAACGACGUUCUCUUUGCAGUCAACAACAUGUUUGUCUCUAAAAGCCUGUCCUGUGCCGACGACGUGGCUUACAUCAAUGUGGAGACGAAGGAAAGGAACAGAUACUGCCUGGAGCUCACAGAAGCAGGGCUCAGGGUGGUGGGCUAUGCUUUUGACCAGGUGGAGGAUCAUUUGCAAACCCCCUACCAUGAGACAGUCUACUCCUUGUUGGAUACACUCAGCCCUGCCUACCGGGAAGCAUUUGGCAAUGCACUCCUUCAGAGACUGGAAGCUUUGAAACGAGAUGGACAGUCAUGACUCAUUUCCCUCCUCGUGGGGUCACUGCUGGUAUAGAGUCUGACACAAGACUUGACAGCCUUGCAUAGAAUCAUUGUAGACAGUGCAUCGUUGGCUUUAUGUGUUUGUCAUUCCUUCACAGUAGGCUUUUGACUCACAGCAUAAUUGACGCCUAAGUUGUCUUAGUUUCAGAUUCAUUCAAAGGGAUUUUGAGACCAUUUCUCAGACACUGUCAUCCUGAGUUCUCCACACAGCCGCUCUGCACUCCGUACCUAACCAGCACUUCAUUCUCCCAUCACAGGGCCUCAGCGCUGCCAGCACUCUGUUUCACACAGAAAGUUUUACAUUUGCACAGUGAUAUAGAAAUCAGAAUCUCCUAACUUGAGACCUGGAUUCAGCCUGCUAAAUCAGGGGUUUACUACUAGCUUGGACUGACUUUGUAGUGGUUAUUUUGUUACUGGCCUUAUUGGAAACAAACUGUCAACUAGUUUCCCCUGCACAAAUUUUGAAAUGUACUGCUCUACUUAACCUACUUCCACAUUACCAAAUGAACCUAUUGCUUAUCGGUUACUUAACUAGGAUAAAAUGAAAGGCAGGGAACAGAAAUAGAUCUCUAUUCCUUGUUUGCAACAGCCUGCCAACCUAGAGCUGACAGACCAUUAGCAAGUGAAUGUAACAAUUACUCAUCUCCACGGUAUCUAAGCACAUGAGCAAAUAGAGGAACAGGCCCCACCUCAUCCUCGGUGUGUAGCGCUUCGAAGGAAGAAGAUCCUGGUUUCCUAGGAAACGGUAUUUCGGCCUGCAUUGAUUCUUAUUCUGAAUGUUUGUUUACACUGUACAGUAUAUAUAUAUAUGCACAUAUAUAUUCAGAAGGUAUUUUUGCUUCAAUGCUGACUUUGUAUAAAGCAGUGCUUUGGUAUUCCCGCGGCGCCCUUCGUCCCCAGCAGUUGGACAGAGCCCUGUCUCUUUGCCACACAAACAGUGUAACACGAGCGCAUUGUAUGGUUUGAAACCAAAGGAUGAAUGAAGCAUUCAGAAACUUGAUAUUUAAAAAAAAAGAUGCUCUGUAUUUUAUAUUUUAUUACAGUCCCUGGUGUUUAUAAACUUAAUAAAGUCCUCCAUGCUGCUGCAUGUUUUCCAGUAUGUGACAAACAGAAA